Molecule: messenger RNA, 1840 nt
Organism: Ziziphus jujuba (common jujube)
Lineage: Eukaryota; Viridiplantae; Streptophyta; Magnoliopsida; Rosales; Rhamnaceae
Product: transcription factor HHO3
Exons: 5
Coding region: 438-1586 (382 amino acids)
Biological process (GO): regulation of DNA-templated transcription
Molecular function (GO): DNA-binding transcription factor activity; DNA binding
Source: RefSeq, a predicted model, not a curated record
CCCCGACUUCGACAUCUCACUAUUUCUCUCUCCAUGUCUUGCUUUCUUUUCUCUUCCUAUAAACCCUCGUUCAAUUCCCUUGCCAAAAAAUUAAAAAAUUUGAGAAACUAUCUAUUUUCUCUCUCUAGAAUUAAUUCUAUUCUGUUUUUCUAUUUAAAAAAAACAAAAAAAAAGGGAAAAUAAUUUGUUGGGUUUGGCUUGGUUUGCAAGAUUAUUCCCUUUUCUGAUUCUACUUGGAUCCUAUAUUCGUCUUUGAAAAACCCAUAACCUGAUUCUGGAUCAUUUCCCUUGUUUCGGAUCUAUCUAUGCUUUUAGACAAUUACCCUCUUCAUAUAAACGAAAACCCAGAUACAGAAUAUUGAAGACCCAAAAAAAAAAAAAAAAAAAAAAAAAAAGCCAAAACUUACUGAACCAAAAAAAAAAAAAAAAAAAGGAUAAUGCAGGGUUCAGGGUUGGGAUUCCGUGAGUAUGUGGAAGCUUUAGAAGAAGAACGGAGAAAGAUACAGGUUUUUCAGAGAGAGCUUCCUCUGUGUUUGGAGCUUGUGACACAAGCCAUUGAGAGGUGCCGACAACAAUUGUCGGGGACGACGACGGAGUACUUGCACGGACAAUCAGAGUGUUCGGGGCAAACUUCGAGUGAAGGCCAUGUGUUUGAGGAAUUCAUUCCCAUGAAAAGGAUUUCUUGUUCGGAUAAUGAGGAGGAAGAUGACGGUGAAGAACAACAAUCAAUGAAGCCGAAGAAGAACAGUGACAAGGAUAAUGAUAAUAAUAAUAAUAUUGGAGAUAAGAAGAAAUCAGACUGGCUUAGAUCUGUUCAACUAUGGAAUCCAACUCCAGAUCCACCCCAUAAAGAGGAGUUGCCUAGAAAGGCGUCGGUGGUGGAGGUGAAGAGAAAUGGUGGUGCUUUCCAGCCUUUUCAACGGGAGAAAAGUGUUGCAAAGGCUAAUGGGUCAGUUGGUAAAGCUACUCCUUCGGCUCCGGAGACAAGCGCGACUCCCGAACCGGCUGCCGGAGGAGGUAGUGGUGGAAACACCAAAAAAGAAGACAAAGAUGGUCAGAGGAAGCAGAGGCGAAACUGGUCGCCGGAGUUACACCGGAGAUUCUUGAAUGCCCUUCAACAGCUUGGCGGUUCCCAUGCUGCUACUCCUAAGCAAAUUAGGGAGCUGAUGAAGGUUGAUGGACUUACUAAUGAUGAAGUCAAAAGCCAUUUACAGAAAUAUCGGUUGCACACCAGGAGACCAAGUACAGCUAUCCAUAACAAUGGAAAUGCACAAACACCUCAAAUUGUAGUUGUGGGAGGCAUAUGGAUGCCACCACCAGAAUAUGCUGCUGUAGCAGCAACCACCACAGCACCAGGGGAGACCUCUACUGUUGCUGCAACCAAUGGAAUCUAUGCCCCGGUGGCUGCACCACCGCCUACAGCGGUCACACAGCCGACGACAUCUAUAAUUAAAAGACCACAACUUAAGCAAUCUGAAUCUUCUUAUUCGGAAGAAAGGAUUAGCCAUAGUGAUGGCCAUGCUCAUUCCAAUUCUCCAGCCACUUCAUCCUCCACUCACACAACUACAACUUCCUCUUUGUUUUAAUCUCUUGAAGAAUGAUGUAAAUUUUUGUAACCAAGCCAGUCCUCGGUAGAAAGUCACCACAUCAUUCUGACCUUUUUUUUUUUUUUUUUUGGCCCCUGUUGUUGUUUCUGGACUGUAAAAUGCAUGUAGAGGAUGUUUUUUUUUUUCUUUUUUUCUUUUUUUGGAUACUAUGGAUAGUGACAAAAAAGUUUUGAAGUGGAAUAAAUUAUACAAAGAACUUGAAAGCAGAAGCCAAAAACUUUGAUGCUUGAGCA